This is a messenger RNA of Drosophila ficusphila, 3855 nucleotides long. It is a transcript of the gene eIF3a, whose product is annotated as eukaryotic translation initiation factor 3 subunit A. Bases 144 to 3620 code for a protein of 1158 amino acids. Gene Ontology annotation, molecular function: translation initiation factor activity; mRNA binding. The record is from RefSeq and is a predicted model, not a curated record. NCBI's taxonomy places the organism in Eukaryota, Metazoa, Arthropoda, Insecta, Diptera, Drosophilidae. The transcript has 3 exons. Gene Ontology annotation, biological process: formation of cytoplasmic translation initiation complex; translation reinitiation. Gene Ontology annotation, cellular component: eukaryotic translation initiation factor 3 complex, eIF3m; eukaryotic translation initiation factor 3 complex, eIF3e; multi-eIF complex.
GCCAUUUUGCAUAAAUCUCGCAGGCCACACGUAGGCGAGCCGAAGAUUUUUAACAAUUUUCAGCAGCUCAGGUCUCAGAACCGUCCAGACCUGUUAACAAAAUCAACUUCAAGUGCCGCCGCAAGUAAUUUAAGCAGUUGAAGAUGGCUCGGUACACCCAACGACCAGAAAAUGCCCUGAAAAGGGCCAAUGAGUUCAUCGAGGUGGGCAAGCCGCUAAGGGCGCUGGACACCCUGCAGGAAGUUUUCCGGAACAAGCGAUGGAACUACGCCUACUCGGAGACGGUCAUCGAGCCGCUCAUGUUCAAGUACCUGUACCUGUGCGUGGAGCUCAAGAAGUCCCAUAUCGCCAAAGAGGGACUCUUCCAGUACCGGAACAUGUUCCAGCUGGUCAACGUCAACUCGCUAGAAAACGUAAUUCGUGGCUACCUGAAAAUGGCCGAGGAGCACACGGAGGCCGCCCAGGCGCAGUCCUCGGCAGCCGUGGCCGUGCUGGAGCUGGAUGACCUGGACAACAUUGCCACGCCGGAAAGCAUCCUGAUGAGUGCCGUGUGCGGCGAGGACGCACAAGACCGCUCUGACCGCACCAUUCUGUUGCCGUGGGUCAAGUUUCUGUGGGAGUCCUACUGCCAGUGUCUAGAGCUGCUCCGCGUGAAUACCCACUGCGAGGCACUGUACCAUGACAUCGCCCGGAUGGCUUUCCAGUUCUGUCUCAAAUACAAUCGCAAGAGCGAGUUCCGGCGGCUGUGCGACAAGCUGCGCAAGCACCUGGAGGACAUCUGCAAGAGCAGCAACCAGACCACUGGUGUCUCCAUCAACAAGGUGGAGACGCAGCAGCUCUGCCUUGACACCAGGUUAUACCUGCUCGACUCGGCCAUCCAGAUGGAGCUGUGGCAGGAGGCCUACAAGGCAAUCGAGGAUAUCCACGGUCUAAUGGCCCUGUCCAAGAAGACGCCUGUGCCUAAGACGAUGGCCAACUACUACCAGAAACUGGCAAUGGUCUUCAGCAAGGCGGGCAACCAGCUCUUCCACGCUGCAGCUUUGCUAAAGCUCUUCCAGUUGACGCGUGAACUAAAGAAGAACUUGACCAAGGACGACUUGCAGCGCAUGGCUGCCCACGUCCUCUUGGCCACCCUUUCUAUUCCGCUUCCCUCAGCCCAUCCGGAGUUCGAUCGUUUCAUCGAGGCGGAUAAGAGCCCCCUGGAGAAGGCACAGAAGCUGGCCGUGCUCUUGGGUCUGCCGCAACCACCCACCCGUGUGUCGCUUAUUCGCGAAGUGGUGCGCCUAAAUGUUCCCCAACUCGUCUCGGAGGAUUUCCGCAACCUGUACAACUGGCUGGAAGUGGACUUCAAUCCACUGAACCUAUGCAAGCGCAUUCAGUCCAUUGUGGACGUCAUUGAGAGCGGACCCGAGAACACUCUGCUUACUCCGUACAUUCAGUCGUUAAAGGACGUGACCAUUAUGCGUUUGAUUCGUCAGAUCUCGCAGGUCUAUGAGAGCAUCCAGUUUGAGCGCCUGUUGCAGUUGGCCAGCUUCUGUAACAUUUUCGAGUUGGAGAAGCUGUUGGUGGAGUCUGUGCGCCACAACGACAUGCAGAUCCGUAUCGACCACCAGAAGCACAGUAUUUACUUCGGCACCGAUCUGACCGAAAGCCAACGCGAGUACCGACCGGAUGGGCCCGCAUUGCAGUCCAUGCCCUCCGAGCAGAUCCGCUCCCAGUUGGUCAAUAUGUCCACCGUGCUGACGAGGGCCGUUUCCAUUGUCUAUCCGAACAGGGAACGAGACCAACGGGCCAAGCUGCGCACCCAGAUGGUGCACCACUACCACGAGAUCAAGGACCGCGAGCACCAGCGCAUCCUUCAGCGGCAGAAAAUCAUCGAGGACCGAAAGGAGUACAUUGAAAAGCAGAACAAUGCGCGUGAGGAGGAGGAGGCGCGGCGACAGGAGGAAGAAUCACGCAAGGCCAAGCUGGCCGAGCAGAAGCGCCUCGAGCAGGAGCAGGAAGAGCGCGAACGUAAACGUCAUCAGAACGAAAUCCAAGCCAUCCGGGAGAAGAGUCUCAAGGAGAAGGUGCAGCAAAUAUCGCAGACAGCCCAUGGUAAGAAGAUGCUCUCUAAGCUGGACGAGGAAGGCAUCAAAAAGUUGGAUGCCGAGCAGAUUGCUAAGCGUGAGAGCGAGGAACUGCAGCGCGAGGCCAAGGAACUGCAGUCGAAGCUCAAGUCGCAAGAGAAGAAGAUCGACUAUUUCGAGCGUGCCAAGCGUCUGGAGGAGAUUCCACUUUUCGAGAAGUACCUGGCCGAAAAACAGGUCAAGGACAAGGAGUUCUGGGAGGCUACCGAGAAGACGCGCAUCGAAAAUGCAAUCGCCGAACGAAAGGACGCCGUUAGCCAGCAGGAGCGUCUCAAACGCAUGUACCCGGAUCGGGACGAAUUCCUUGAGGCCCUCAAAAAGGAGCGUGCUUCCCUGUACGUCGAAAAGCUCAAGAAGUUCGAAGUUGCCCUGGAAGCUGAGCGCAAAAAACGGUUGGCCGAACGCGUCAUACGUCGUCGCGAGGAGCGCCGCCAGGCAUUCAUUCGUGAAAAGGAAGAGGAGCGACUCCGCAAGGAGGAGGAGAUCCGCUUGGCGCAGGCUGCCGAGGAACGCGCCGCAGCAGAGGCGCGCCGUCUGGAACGUGAGGCAGAGGACGAGAAGCGACGUGCCCAGUACGAAAAGCAACGGGAGGUCGAGCGCAAAAUCAAGGAAGAGCGUGAACGCGAGCGCAACGAGAAGGAGCGCGAAACCUGGAGACCCCGUGGAGGUGACCGCCCCACCGCACCGGCUGGAGGAGCUGGAGAGUGGCGUCGUGGUGCGCCUACAGCUAGCGAUCGCACCGACCGUGGUGGCGAGCGCAUUGAGCGUGGAGGCGACCGCAUUGAGCGCGGAGGGGACCGCAUCGAACGUGGAGGAGAUCGCAUCGAGCGCGGGGACCGCAUCGAGCGUGGAGGAGAACGCAUCGAGCGCGGGGACCGCAUCGAACGUGGAGGAGAACGCAUCGAGCGUAGUGAUCGCAUCGAGCGGGGAGGAGACCGUGACCGCAAGGACGAGGGAGCGGACUCUUCGUGGCGUGUGCGACGAGAGCCAGAUUCCCAGCGUCCAGCUGUGCCCAAGGACGGUGGCGCACCGCAAUCACGGGAUGACAAGUGGCGUCGUGGCGGAGACCGCGAUCGCGAUUUCCGCAAUGACGGACCUCGCCGAGACAGGGACGAUGGACCUCGCCGUGACCGUGAUGAUGGACCACGCCGCGAGCGAGACGAUGAUCGUGGAGGAUUCCGCCGCAAUGACGGACCACGUCGCACCGAAGAGCCCCAGCGCGAAUCUGGCGGGAACUGGCGCGAUGCUCCUCGCCAGGGAGAUCGCGAGAACCGGCGCCCAGCUGGCGAAAGACGCGACCGUGAUGUGCGCGAUGUGCGCGGCGACCAGCGUGGACCAGCUAAAGAAGCUGCCAGUGGCGGCGGCGGUGGUAACUGGCGUACGGCUCCUGCACCUCGCGACGAAAAGCCCGCAACCAAGCGUGAUCAACCCCAGGACAAGGAAAACAAAGCCGGCGAUGAUGGCGAAUGGACCAGUGUUAAGCGCCGUUAAACGACUCUUGAGCUUUGUGGCAUAAACUUUGUUGUCCCGCAUUUUCGUAUAUACGCAACACUAUAAUCUUAAUUAGUUCUCAUUUUAUCCGAUGUGUACUUUAUUGGAGCAGAGCUUAGUGCGCUCGAUAUACUACAUCUAUCCAAUGCUUGUGCCAGAUAGUUAACAUGGAGUUGGUCGUCGGACCGCAACACAUAAAAGUACUUUCGAAUAAAAUAAUCAUGUUCUAAUCUUA